AUGCUGUGGAUCCUGUGUCUGGCACUCUGUGGCCUGCUGACCCGCACACGCGCUGACCCCGGGGCACUGCUGCGGCUGGGCAUGGACAUCAUGAAUCACGAGGUCCAGAGUGCCAUGGAGGAGAGUCACAUACUGGAGAAGAUGGCAGCGGAGGCCAGCAAGAAACGGCCCGGGGUGAAACCCAUUAAGGGCAUCACCAAUAUGAAGGUGAAGGAUGUGCUACUACCUGUCAUCAGCCUGAGCUUCACACCUGGAGUGGGCAUCUUCCAGUGUGUAUCCACCGGCAUGACCAUCACUGGCAAGAGCUUCAUGGGUAAGAACAUGGAGAUCAUCGUGGUCCUAAACAUCACAGCCACCAACCGGCUUCUGCAGGAUGAGGAGACGGGCCUCCCCAAGUUCAAGAGUGAGGGCUGUGAGGUCAUCCUGGUCAGCGUGAAGACCAACCUGCCUAGCAACAUGAUGCCUAAUGUUAUCAACAAGUUCCUGGACAGCACUCUACACAAAGUUCUCCCUGGCCUGAUGUGUCCAGCCAUUGAUGCAGUCCUGGUGUACGUGAACAGGAAGUGGGCCAACCUGAAUGCCCUCAUGCCUGUGGGCCAGAUGGGCAGUGUUAAGUAUGUCCUGACAUCCAUACCGACCACCGCAGCCAGCUACAUCCAAGUGGACUUCAGUCCUGUGGUGCAGCAACAAGACGGCAACACCAUUGAGCUUGCUGAUGCCGGGGAGGCCCCUGAGUUCCCCGCGGACUCUGCUGAAGGCUCCUCACAGCUGCUGCUCUCAGCCGCCUUCCUCACAGCAGAGCUUGCCCUUCUGCAAAAGUCCUUCAAUUUGAACAUCCACGAAACAACAAUUGGUGAGCUGCCCCCACAAACCACUGAGACACUGGCUGGCUUCAUCCCUGAAGUGGCUGAGGCCUAUCCCAAGCCGAAGCCCUUGGUGACUCAGAUCAGAAUAAAUAAGCCCCCCAAGGUCACCAUGAAGACAGGCAAGAGCCUGCUGCACUUCCAUGGCACCCUGGAGAUGUUCGCUGCUCGACGGCGGGGCAAAACUCCUGUGUCUCUCUUUCUCCUGGAAGUUCACUUUAACCUGAAAAUCCAGUACUCAGUGCAUGAGGACCGGCUACAGAUGGCUACCUCUCUGGGCAGAUUACUGAGCCUGGCCCGGGAGUCCUCAUCAAUUGGUGCCUUCGAUGAGAAGGAAUUGACUGGCUUCAUCGCUGAUUUUCUCCGAGAAGCUUACAUCCCAGCCGUCAACGAUGUGCUCCAAGUCGGCCUCCCACUUCCGAACUUCCUGGACAUGAAUUACAACCUGGCAGAGCUGGACAUAGUAGAGAACGCCCUGGUGCUGGACUUGAAGCUGGACUGAUUGGGACAGGAUUCGCCUGCCAGCUGCCUACACACCACCAACUGGCUGCACCCCGUGGAAGAGCCUCUGAUCGGAGCUGGUGGGCUGGGCCCCCUACCACAGCUCGCUGCUUCCUUUGACGAGGAGUGAACAGGGCAGGCCUGCGCUGGGGACUUGGCAAUAAAAAA
Messenger RNA from Hipposideros armiger (great roundleaf bat), 1532 nucleotides. It is a transcript of the gene BPIFB6, whose product is annotated as BPI fold containing family B member 6. The transcript is spliced from 15 exons. The record is from RefSeq and is a predicted model, not a curated record. Gene Ontology annotation, molecular function: lipid binding. Bases 1 to 1365 code for a protein of 454 amino acids. Lineage: Eukaryota; Metazoa; Chordata; Mammalia; Chiroptera; Hipposideridae.